CCGAUUGUAUCUUGAUGACGUGACGCAUCUGAAUUGAUGUCCGAAUUUUCCCAUAUCUAGAUACAACGUGACUCUGUCCAAUAUCUCUCUCUUCCUGUCUUCCUGUCCCUCUAUAAAUUCUCCUUCCUACCUUCCAAAAAAAAGGAAUCUAGAAGAGAUUCUCUUUAAGAUGGUGAUUUCUUCUCCUCAUUCUACUAACACUAAGAUUUUCAAAGCCAGUGGUCGCCGCCGUCGACGGAAAAGCUCCGGCGACCUCCCAUCGGCUAGCCGCAGCGCCAAAAGGAGCUCCAUUUACAGAGGAGUAACCAGGCAUAAAUUGACUGGGAGGUAUGAAGCUCAUAUCUGGGACAAGAACUACUUGAAUAAAUCCCAAAACAAGAAAGGAAGACAAGUGUACUUAGGAGCUUACGACACUGAAGAGAGUGCAGCUCGAAACUACGACCUUGCUGCUCUGAAGUACUGGGGAAUUGAUACAACCCUUAAUUUUCCUGUGGCGAAUUACGACGAUGACUACAAGGAAAUGCAGGCGAUGUCGAAGGAGGACUAUUUAGCUUCGUUGCGCCGCCGGAGCAGUGGAUUCUCCCGCGGAGCCUCCAAGUAUCGCGGAGUAGCAAGGCAUCUAAUUUUUCUUUUUUAAAAGCCCUAUUUAUUCAAAUAUUCACUUUUUCUAUUUCUCUUAUAUAUAU
Dendrobium catenatum is the source of this 686-nucleotide messenger RNA. RefSeq names its product AP2-like ethylene-responsive transcription factor At1g79700. The transcript has 5 exons. NCBI's taxonomy places the organism in Eukaryota, Viridiplantae, Streptophyta, Magnoliopsida, Asparagales, Orchidaceae. Gene Ontology annotation, biological process: regulation of DNA-templated transcription. Gene Ontology annotation, molecular function: DNA-binding transcription factor activity; DNA binding. The record is from RefSeq and is a predicted model, not a curated record. The coding region runs from base 170 to 637 and encodes 155 amino acids.